Messenger RNA from Salvelinus sp. IW2-2015, 4372 nucleotides. RefSeq names its product protein sel-1 homolog 3. The record is from RefSeq and is a predicted model, not a curated record. Gene Ontology annotation, molecular function: protein binding. Lineage: Eukaryota; Metazoa; Chordata; Actinopteri; Salmoniformes; Salmonidae.
CGGAAGUGAAGAAUAACGAGGCAACGCAACAGAAAACUGUAUUUGGAUUAAUAACAUUGAAUUGAUCACAUUAAUACAAUUAUAACCACGAUUUGAACAUUAAAUAACAUUCGAUAUAGUCCUAAAAAAAUCGGGAAGACAGAAUUCAAGGAUUGUAUGAAAUGCACACUUGAAAAUGAAAGUUUUUGAAAGUUUUAACCUUUGUGGACAUGCUGUCACCGUUGUAAUUGUUUUGUCGCUGGCACUAUGUGAGUCUUCAUCCCACAUCAUGCCUACCUCCUCAUCCCCAGCUGGAGAGAGCUCAGUGCUGCAUGGCGAUUCCAUACAGUUUGACUUGGUCCCAGACAUAGUGAUGCAUGGCUCAGUGGUCCAAGUUAGUUACCAGUGCUCCAGGGCCUGUGAGGUGGGAGUGGAGGUGGUGGUCUCCACACAGACCAAGACAGGAGUGGCUGUCUUCAGGAGGAGAUGGACCAACCACAGACGCCUCCAUGUCCCCAGGACUCAUCCAGUGAAGCUUUGGUUCCCUCCAGGCAUGGCCUACAGAAAGGACCUUUUCAUGAGGCGCACAUUGGACGUCCAUAAUGUGAUGGUUCGAGCCUGGUUGGACCACCUUGAGCAAGGCAUAGGAGACAAAGGCCAUGUGAAUAGGACCAGCACAUACAAUGGGUCCCUGGUGAGAACGUUCAAAGUGCUUCAGGCAGUACUUCCCUCUGAGCGUCCAGCUAGACAUUAUCCUGGGUGCCCCUCCUGGAUGGCUGAUCUUAUGUGGCAGCUGACCAGAGACAGAAUCCGCCAGUGCCCACAUGAGUCAGACACUGUGGAUAUGUUGACAUUUCCAAUGGUUAGCACUGGAAAGAGUUUUGGAGUGAUUCGCAAGAUCCACCCUUUCAUCAACAGAGAUCUUGAGAGAGAUCGUGUCCUCACUGUGGAGCAGCCCAGUAUCACAGUGUCUAUAUGGGUCUUUCUGGUGCAGUGGUGUGACAAGAAACUGUGUGGAAUCAUCCAUCAUGUUGAUCAGAACAGCAAAUACGACACUCCUCUGAUACAGCUCACUGACACAGGAGAUAUCAUAAUUCAGGUUCGUGUGGUGUCUGGGGGAGAUCAGGCAUUCAGAGCCCACACAGCUCUGCCUCUCUGGACCUGGAUCAGACUAGACUGCUUCAUACAAGGCUCUAAGGUGACACUGCAAGUUAAACCUGAAAUGACAUCGGGAGGAAUGGUGGGGCACACGCACAUAUUUGACUUUCAGAGUGACAUCCAUUACAAUGACACUGGUGGAUACUUUGUGAUUGGAGGGGGCAGGUUCAUGCCAGGUUUCCAUGGCUAUUUUGGACCAAUCAAAUACUAUCGUUUGGGCACAGAAAAGGUGAUCAACUUCCUUUCCCCUGCCAAGACAUUAGAGGGCCUGGAAAAGACUCACAGAGAGUGUGAUGUUAUCAGAGAAGUCACUGCAGCCUUUCUUCAGGCUGUGACACACAACCAGGAAGUCUUUAUGACAGGUUUGUGUCACUCUCACUACAUCAGUUUAUGGAGAAGGUUUGGACAGAAUACAUGUAGGCAGACAUGGACCUGGGAAGCACAGAAGAAGCACCGUGCACUUUUCACCUUCUUAGAGACCCAGCAAAAGGACUUCCCCACAGGAACUAAGAACAGGAGAACACCCCUUCACCUUGGAAGCAGAUUGUUUGAGCAUGUAGUGAAUAGACUGUCCAAUAGAGGAAGCAACCAGAUGGACUCCACCUCCUCCUCCCUGAUAGCCCUGCUGCAGAUGUCCUCCUGCUAUGGCUACCACCACGCCUCCUUGCUGCUCUCCACCAUCCAUCUGGCUGGCCUGGGGGGCCCUGUGGACCAACAGCAGGGUCAUGUCUACAGUCUGAUUGGUGCACUGGGAGACAACCGUUUAGCCCUCAUGCAUUUGGGCUACAAACACACACAAGGAAUUGACGGGUUCCCCAAAGACUUUGACAUGGCGUACAGUUACUACUCCAAUGUUGGGGCACAGACCAGUAUUGACCAAGGGCGGGUACUGGGGAAUCAGCAAUAUAUCACUGAGCACAUUCUUAUAAGCAACGAGAACCACCUGAACAGCCUAACCCAUGAGACAGGUGACACCUUUCAGUAUAUCAAACUUCAAGCUGACAGAGGAGACGUUGAAUCACAGAAACUUCUAGCAAAGCUUCUAUUCUGGGGUCAAAAUGGUGUCUCUAAGGAUGUUGGGAGUGCAGUUAAGUGGUACGCUAAGAGUGCCAUGGAGCUGGAGGAUCCUGCAGCCAUGUAUGAGUACUCUAUCUUAUUAUUUAAGGGACAGGGGGUGAAGAGGAACAUGACUCUGGGUCUUCAGAUAUUGGAGAAAGCUGCAGCCAAGGGUUCAGUCCAAGCCUUGAAUGGGCUGGGAUGGUAUUACAGCACCAUACUGAGAGACUACAAGACUGCCUACAAGUACUUUGAACAGGCUGCCCACAAUGGCAGUCAUGACGGCAUGUUUAACCUGGGUGUGUAUCACUUAAAUGGGAAGAACCCACACAACCCAGAAAAGAAUGAGACUGCUGCGUUUCAUCUCUUCCUAAACUCCUCCCUCUAUGGUCACGUGGACGGGGCGGUGGAGGCGGCCUGGUACCUGUCCACAGGAAACAUGGAGGGGGUCUCCCGGGACACAGAGAGGGCUGUGAUCAUUCUGAAACAGAUCUGUGAGCAGAAUGGUUACCUGGGAUACAUCGUAAGAGAGGCUCUCCAAGCCUACCUCCAGGGCUCCUGGGGCGAGGCCCUGGUCAGGUAUGCCCUUGCCGCUGAAACAGGUUUGGGAGUGGCCCAGAAUAACGUUGCCUACCUAUGUGAGGAGUUGAAGCAGAGCUAUGAUUGUCAAUGGAGGUAUUAUAACCAUUCCACAAUGAACUAUGCCCCACAUGAUUCUGGUUUGCUGAAGAUGGGCGACUACUACUACUCAAGCAGCAGGCUAGGAGCUGUUGAUCAGGCUAUAUCACUGUACAGCAGAGCAGCCCUGGCAGGCAGUUCUCAGGGAAUAUAUACAUUGGUGGUUUUGGCAGAAGAGGGACAUGAUGUCCCAUUGAUCAUCAGAGAAAGAUUAAACAUAUCAAUUCAUGAUGGGCUGGACAUUGUGGUGGAGAGACUCUUACAAAGAUGUGUAGAGUUGGAUGAAGAUGAGGAUCUGACACCAUGUACUUUAGCUCUACUCAGAGUCCGCAUGGGAAAAUCCUGGAGAAAAAUGACUCAAGACCCUAUACAGCUGUCACUGGUUUAUAUAUCUGUCGUUACUCUCAUCAUUGCUCUGAUUACUGUGCUAAUCCAAAGUGCUCUGGUUUCUUUGCCCCCAGAGUGUGUCCAAGUGCACAUCCCAGCUAGACAACGUAGGCAUACCACUGACUGUGCAGUAGAUGACAGGACAGGGACAUACCCUGUCAAUCAAGCAGAAGUCAAUGGUAAUGGACAGCAGGAUCAGAAUGACCCCAUCAGGAGAGAAGACAGAAUGUCCAGAACUGUUAGAAUGGCCCAGGGUCUAUGGUCCAUUCUACUGAGGGAUGGACAGACAGUUGACCUGGCUGUUACUGUGUCUGGGGUGUUUCUCUGUGUCCUCUGCACAUUGAUCCUCCAUCAUCUGCUCUGAUAGUUGUCUUACACGGCACAGGAAAUUACAACACAGGAAAUGCCUGAGACAGGAGAUAACAUAUAAAGGAAUGUAUAUGCUUUAUGUUGGGAAGCAAGCCUGUAAAUAUUAUAAAACUGAAUUUUCUGAGAUAUCUGACUAAUUUUAACUUGACAGGUGGGAGUGAACAGACUCAUAUGACUGAUACAGAUGUAAAAUCUUAAUAUGAUCACUCUUUUGUUGCUGAGAAUUUUUCUGUACAGCAGGAAAUGCAGAUGAACUAUGUGAUUUGCAUAAAUUCACUGAAAACUCACAUUUACAAACGGUUACAUUAACAGUAUUGCACAUUUCAUGUAGCCUACUUUUGGCCAGCUAAUAGCCUAACCGCCGAGCAACAUUGUGGACUAAAUGUUCAAAACCUGUUGCUGCAGGAUUAUUUUGCUGUGACAAUAUAGGGCAAAUUAAGAUCCUACAUCUGUAGGUGUAUGAGUCUGCUAUCUGGUUGUUUUGUUUCAGCCGCAUGGUGCUGAAUCACACGUUUUUUCUGGGGCUCCUAAACGUCUGUCUGUUUGGGGCCGUUACGUUAGGUUAGUCCAAGGCCGAUCAGAAGGACUAGUUUCUGCUGGUUAACUUAUUACAGUUUUUGUCUGAGCAGUUGUCCAGAAUCUUCUUGAUUUAUUGGUAAGGGUUAUGAAUCAUACGUACAGUUGAAGUCGGAAGUUUACAUACACCUUAGCCAAAUACAUUUAAACUCAGUUUUUCACAAUUCCU